AUGAACCUGGAAGGUGUGGGCGAUAAGGUGAGAUGUCACGCCUUCCCUGUUACCUUGGCGGGACUGGCAAUCCGCUGGUUCAAUGCCCUCCCUCAAGGCUCCGUGACGACUUUUGCGGACAUAACUCACGCUUUUCUAGCUCAGUUCACCACGUCUAUUGCCAAAGCCAAACACCCGAUCAACUUGCUAGGGGUGACACAAAGAAGCGGGGAAUCAACUAGGAAGUAUCUAGACAGGUUUAAUAACGAAUGCAUAGAGAUUGACGGCCUGACCGACUCGGUGGCCAGCUUGGGCCUGACGAAUGAGCUGUUGAAUGAAGACUUCAGGAAACACCUCACCACCAAACUGGUGUGGACAAUGCAAGAAAUCCAGAAAGUGGUGAGAGAGUACAUCAACGACGAGGAGGUCAGCCAAGUGGUGACAGCCAACAAGCGGCAACUCGCCUAUCAUACUACUCGUCAACCCGGGAGCGGGGAAAGGCCUAAGGAGCACUCUAAGGAUGGAGGACCAAUUAAACUCUUCAAGCCGUUCCCCUGGUUAGGAAAGUUUACUAACUACACCCCUCUAACGGCCCCGAUCGUUGAGAUGUACCAACAGAUAGCCGACAAAGGCAUCUUGUCGAAGCCUCGCCAGCUCAAGGACAGAACCAAAGGAAACAAGAACCUCUACUAUGACUACCACAAGGGUUUCGGCCAUAAUACCCAAGAUUGCUUCGACUUGAAGGACACUCUGGAACAGGCGAUCCAUGAAGGCAAGCUAGCGGAGCUCUCGCAGUUCAUAAGAGAACCCAGAAGGCAAGAGCGCGACCGAUCUGACGACGACAGAAUCCAUGCCGUGAAACCAAGACAAGAGCCCGAAGAGGACAACGACCUUGGCCUCACCGUCGUGAAUGUCGUAGUCGGAACAGACGCCACACGAGAUACAAGUUGA
Arachis stenosperma is the source of this 930-nucleotide messenger RNA. RefSeq lists its product as uncharacterized. The record is from RefSeq and is a predicted model, not a curated record. Bases 1 to 930 code for a protein of 309 amino acids. The transcript has a single exon. NCBI's taxonomy places the organism in Eukaryota, Viridiplantae, Streptophyta, Magnoliopsida, Fabales, Fabaceae.